Messenger RNA from Psammomys obesus (fat sand rat), 300 nucleotides. Its product is annotated as prostate and testis expressed protein 14-like. The record is from RefSeq and is a predicted model, not a curated record. The transcript has 3 exons. Bases 1 to 300 code for a protein of 99 amino acids. NCBI's taxonomy places the organism in Eukaryota, Metazoa, Chordata, Mammalia, Rodentia, Muridae.
AUGGGGAAGAAUCUUCUGCUGCUCCUGCUGGGCCUCUCCUUUGUGGUGGGCUUCCUGCAAGCUCUGACAUGUUUGAAGUGUGACAUGUUAAACUCUGAUGGAAUUUGUGAGAUAGGAGAAACCACCUGUGAGGCCAAGGAUGGCCAGGAAUGUAGCAUACUGGUAGCCUCUGAAGGUGAUAAUAUUCUGUUUGGGAUGCAGGAUUGUUCUUCCAUAUGCUUAAAUAAGACUUUUAACCAUUAUCAUAUAACAUUGGAUUUUACAUGUUGCCAUAACCAACUGCUCUGUAAUGAGUUUUAG